Molecule: messenger RNA, 2746 nt
Organism: Dama dama (fallow deer)
Lineage: Eukaryota; Metazoa; Chordata; Mammalia; Artiodactyla; Cervidae
Gene: ASPHD2
Product: aspartate beta-hydroxylase domain containing 2
Exons: 3
Coding region: 16-1047 (343 amino acids)
Source: RefSeq, a predicted model, not a curated record
CCCCCCAAAAAAAAAAUGUCGCUCGAGUGGCUGGCGGCCUGGGGCUGGUCGCUGGACGGCCUGAGGGACUGCAUCGCCGCCGGCAUCCAGUCGGUGCGGGACUGCGACACCACGGCGGCGGUCAGCGUGGCCUGCCUGCUGGCCCUGUUCGUGUGGUACUGUUACCACGUGGGCCGCGAGCAGCCCCGGGCCUACGCCUCGGUCAACGCCCUGAUGCAGGGCCCCGACGCGGCGGGGCUGCAGAACGGCUUCGUGUACUGCCAGUCGGCCGAGUGCGUGCGCUGCAGCCACAGCGACGGCCUCAACCAGAAGCUCUACCACAACCUGCAGGAGUACGCCAAGCGCUACUCGUGGUCCGGCAUGGGCCGCAUCCACAAGGGCAUCCGCGAGCAGGGCCGCUACCUCAGCAGCCGGCCGUCCAUCCAGAAGCCCGAGGUCUUCUUCCUGCCCGACCUGCCCACCGCGCCCUACUUCUCGCGGGAGGCGCAGAAGCACGACGUGGAGCUGCUGGAGCGCAACUUCCAGACCAUCUUGUGCGAGUUCGAGACCCUGUACAAAGCCUUCUCGAACUGCAGCCUUCCGCAGGGCUGGAAGAUGAACAGCACCCCCAGCGGCGAGUGGGUCACCUUUUACCUGGUCAACCAGGGGGUCUGCGUCCCCCGGAACUGCAGGAAGUGCCCACGGACGUACCGCUUGCUGGGAAGCCUUCGGACCUGUAUUGGCAACAAUGUUUUUGGGAACGCGUGCCUGUCCGUGCUGAGCCCCGGCACCGUCAUCACGGAGCACUACGGCCCCACCAACAUCCGCCUCCGGUGCCAUUUAGGUCUGAAAACUCCAAGUGGCUGUGAGCUGGUGGUGGGAGGGGAGCCCCAGUGCUGGGCAGAAGGCCGCUGCCUCCUCUUCGAUGAUUCCUUCCUGCACACCGCGUUCCACGAAGGUUCGGCGGAGGACGGCCCCCGGGUGGUUUUCAUGGUGGAUCUGUGGCACCCGCACGUUGCGGCGGCUGAGCGGCAGGCCCUGGAUUUCAUCUUUGCUCCGGGACGAUGAGAACGUUGGUCGCGCUGGAGUCGCCAGGAGUGACAGUGGGUCUGCCUGGGCAGACGGGGGUGCGGCCCAGCCCCCCGGCCCCGUUUGGACCCCAUGCUCAGAAACCUGCCUCAGCCGAGAGCUUGCAUUUGGGACUUGUGUUUUUUAAGAUCACGUUGGGUCCCUUUUUCCUUUGGUUACUGAACAAUAGGGAAUUUCCAGCUUGUAUUUCCUUAGAUUUUUUUUUCCCCUUCCCAUCAUUUGCUUCUGUGAUCCCUUUCUGCCUAAAAGCGCGUUCCCGUGCUCUGCGCCCAGCGGCCCACUGUCCCUGUCGUCGGGCAUUCACGCUCGCCGCUACCUGGUCUGUCAGAGCUCCCAAGUAGAGCUGCCAAACGGUUACUUGUCUGAAUGUAAUAACAUAAAUCUUCUUGUGGUCAUCUUAAGAGGAAAACAAACAAACAAAAAAACCAACCAAAAAACUGCAAAGCAGAGAGCUGGAGAACAUGGCCUCUACUGCUGUUACAGUCACCUGGGGACCCUUCCGCUGCCCCAGGGCAGGGGGCAGUCUGCAGUCAGCAUCGCCACCCAGCCCCAGCCGGCUGCGGCGUGGGCACGGUGGCCCUGGUCAGGGGCAGGGCCGACCCACCAUCGCUCACCUCACCCCGAGCCCCGUGAGCUCGCUCACGGCAAGAGCCUUGGGCUGGCAGGACCAGAUGCGUCUCCAUAAACGUGGCUUUCUGACAGAGCCGGGGUUGGCGGUGUCUUCUCCUCCGAGAGCCCAGCCAGGGCUCCCUCGGAUCAGGCUCUGAACGCGUGAUUCGCUUACCUCACUGCCUACAGAAGCCCUACUGCCAAACCGGGCCCAGGAGGUUCCCCGCUUGAGCUGUGUGGAGUCCACGGCGAUGAGCGUUCAGACCACCAGGCUGGCCCGCGGGCGCCGAGGUGGGGCAAGCAAGACCUCCCUCCUCCAGGGACGUUCUGGAAAAGCCUUUCUCUGGCAAAACUGGGAAUCGUAGGUCCGUCCGCCCAGGACGUGUCUGUUUUUUGCUCUGGAGUUCUGCUGCCUAUGAUUUUCCAUUUGUCUGUCUGUACAUAAACGUUCAAACGCUGGGCUCGGAGAUCACGCUGGUGUCGGCCUUGUGCCUGUCACCGCACAAGGGCAUGGCCCCGGCUCCCCGCCCACCAAGCCAGUGUGUGCUUGUGAGGACCCUGGGCGACCUGCAGACCCGAAGGACCCACGGUCUCAGCACUGGCUUGUUGGUCUCCGGUGAAGGACAUGGCUGGUUUAUGGCGCCAAGUCUGGAAACGGCCCCAUGUCAGCCGACGUGUAAAGGCGUCGCCUCCGGCCACACGAGAGAGGCAUUUUUGGAAUAAUGUAUUAUUGCAGAGUUGGGUCGAUAAAACCAUGGAGCAGCAUGGAACACACAGUUUAUCCUGCGUCCGGGUCCAGCAUAAAGAACCCGUGUCUGCAUUUGAGUACACUUUCUUACACAUCUUUUUCAGCGAUUAGGAUGCAGGAAAGGGCAGAGAUUUCUGCCCCACCCGAAGUCUUUCUCCUCCUCCUCUUGCAGUUUCUUGUCAAAGAGUCACUGAGGUGCAUGAUCUGUCUGCAUCCUGACUGCUCUCCGUCUGUAAAGCUGACAGCCCACACCUGUCCCCAGCUGCCUGUGCUCCUGGGACGCAGGUGGGGACCAGGAGGUAAAUAAAAGAUCUUGCUGAA